Messenger RNA from Caenorhabditis briggsae, 960 nucleotides. Gene Ontology annotation, molecular function: G protein-coupled olfactory receptor activity. Lineage: Eukaryota; Metazoa; Nematoda; Chromadorea; Rhabditida; Rhabditidae. The record is from RefSeq and is a predicted model, not a curated record. Gene Ontology annotation, biological process: olfactory behavior; G protein-coupled receptor signaling pathway.
AUGGCUUCGUAUGUUCAGCUCGCGUCAACUUGUGUUUCGCUUCUUUUGAAUCUAUUUCUGUGUUGGCUGAUCUGGAAAAAGUCUCCGAACAAGAUGGGGAGCUACAAGCAGCUGAUGGUUACAUCAGUUUUUGAGAUGUAUUACGCAAUGUUGGAUGGCGCAGCGGAUGUGACCGUCUUUGCUCAUGGAUUCGCAGUUGUGGUAUUCCGUGAGUACCUGCCAAAUUCAUGGGUUCCUUCUAUUGUCUCAAUGGCUCUGGUCAUCGCAUAUUGCGUCACUUUUGGAAUGUGCAUGGCCAUCCUAGCUUCCCAUUUUAUGUACCGAUACAGUGUCACUGAUAGCACAUUUCACCAUUGCUACCUUUCCGGCAAAAAGUACUAUCUACUAUUCAUGGCUCCUUUUGUAUACGCGAUAUGGUGGACAUCCGCUCUCCUAUAUGGGUAUUCGCCCAACGCGGAAUCAGAUGAAUAUCUGAAGGCUAGAUUUUUGGAUACUUUUGAUCUACGGCUAGAUCAAAUUUCUUAUGUGAGCCCCAAGUUUUAUAGAUACGACAGCCAAGGAUCCCUCUUUAAUUCAUCUGCAUGGAUAGCUGUGGCGAAUUGUCUGAUGAUGGUGACAUCAUCAAUUUUUUUUGUUCUUUACCUUGGCUCGAAAUGCUACUUAAACAUCAGAAAACACCUGAGUCUGCAGUCAGAAACCUCAAAGUUCUCAGCUAAUCUCCAGAAGCAAAUUUUUAACGCGUUGGUUAUCCAAACUAUAAUUCCAGUCGUACUUAUGUAUCUGCUGAUAUUGGUGUUCUUUUUGUGUCCCAUGAUUAAUGUGAAUUUGGGAUAUUCGAGCAGAUUUGUGUCCGAUAUGGUAGCGUUGUACCCGGUUAUUGAUCCAUUACCGAACAUGUUUAUAAUCAAAACCUACAGAAAAGGGAUUAUAGGUAAAAGGAAGGACUUAGAGGAUAGUUGA